CCUUGGGAGGCUCCGGCUGUGCAGGAGCCCAUGGCGGGCCUGCAGGGAAUGGAGGCGUCUCAGGCCCAAGCCCUGCCUCACAGGGAGGCAGCUGAGGCCCGGCGAGAAUUUGAGUGCAGCACUGGCGGCGGGCCGGCACUGCUGUGGGACCCGGUGCGCCCUCCACAGCUGCUGGCCCAGUUACUAAGUCCCUCACUGCCAGAGGCCGGCGGCGCCAGCCGGCUGCACGGAGUGCAGGGCCCGCCAAACCCACGCCCACCCGGAACUCUCGCUGGCCCACAAGCGCGGCGCGCAACCCCGGUUCCCGCCCACGCCUCUCCCUCCACACCUCCUCUCAAGCUGAGGGAGCAAAGGGGCUCCCACAGUGCAGCGGCCGCUCAAGGGCUCCUCAGGCGCGGCCGGAGGGGGCGCCUAGGCCGAGGAGGCGCCGAGAGCGAGGGAGGGCUGCGAGCGCUGCCAGCAUGCUGUCACCUCUCAGAAUGACUGUUAUGAUCAAGAUGAGAGCUUGAAGCCCAAGCACAAGAAAAGAGAACAGUGUAUGGGAGAACAUAGAGGCAGUGCUGUGGACAUAAAUCAGAACCAGGGUGGUCCCAGUUCUGCCCUUUGAACAUGACAGUAUCCAUUCCUGGAAGGAAGGGGAGCAACAGGACAAGGGCUCUGGGAUCCUGAGGAAGUUAAAGCCAGCAGUGGUUUUGCAGCUUCCUAACUAUCUUCUGACUCCACUUAUUUUGCCUGUUGCAGAACCUUAAGGUGUCAUCUUGGAUCUUCUCAGGCAGUGACGACAAAUCUGAUGAAUCUAUUCUUGAGAUGCUAUAGUAGAUGCAGGCCAACUAACCUUUACCUCCCCUUUCUAGGUCCAAUAGCAGAAAUCUAGUAUCUUUCACUCUCCAAGGGAAUUUUCAGUGGUCUUGGAAAUUGCAUAGCCCCCAAAUGUCCUGGAUGCUACCAAUUACCAGUUUCAGACCUUUUACUAUCGCCUCUGAUGGCUUCAUCCUCACAUUUGUCUCCCUCAGUACUUCAAGGUUUCUCUCUUGUUCCUAUUACGUCUGCUACUAGCUUUGUAAAAAUACACAAUAUAUAGUGCACUAAUUUUUAUCAGACCCAAUAGCUUCAUUUAU
Molecule: messenger RNA, 1118 nt
Organism: Pongo pygmaeus (Bornean orangutan)
Lineage: Eukaryota; Metazoa; Chordata; Mammalia; Primates; Hominidae
Product: T-box transcription factor TBX1-like
Exons: 2
Coding region: 31-483 (150 amino acids)
Source: RefSeq, a predicted model, not a curated record